CAAAUUUUGAAGGUCGAUGCGGAGGUAAUGUUCACCUAUCGCGCAGUCGAUGUGUUGCUGGCACCGUAUCGCGAAGCAUGCGUUUAUCUUCGCUUGUGACCUCGUGCUUGACGUGAACCCCAGUGAUCCAGGUGCCGAUGUCCAAAUAAUCAAUUUCAACACUCUUAUCGGCACUCACGAACUCUGUACUUUAAAUAAGCCACCGGCUACCAUCGACCGACUUGCUCUCAACCGACUAGCCCAGCAUGAAGAAGCAGCUCGACGUCGAGGUCGCCAGCCUGGCGAAAAGCGUGCUUUCACCUGUUGACGAACACGAUUCAUCGGACAAACGUUUGCAGGAGCUGGGAUAUAAGCGCGAGUUCCGUCGCGACAUGUCAUUCUUCGGUGUUCUGGGCAUUUCGUUCUGUGCUAUCGGAAUUCUCACCGGCAUGAGCAGCGCCUUCCAAACUGGGUUAUUCUCAGGCGGCCCAUUGGGCUUGUUCUGGGGCUGGAAUACAGUGAGCUUCUUUAUGCUCCUGAUAGCAUUAGCGCUCGCAGAAAUAUGCAGUGCAUAUCCUACAAUUGGAGGGCUUUACUUCUGGGUAUGCAAGAUGAAACCAGAGACUCCAGUCCUAGGCUUCUGCACUGGCUGGAUUUACAGUAUUGCUCUGGUAAUUUCAGGGACAUCCGGCAACCUAAGCGUUGCGUUGUAUUUGGCUUGCCUUGCCGAAGUUGGCCAGAAUCGUACGCUCACCCGUGUGGAGAUCACUGCAAUAGCGUGGGGUGUUAACAUCGCGUCUGGAAUCAUCAACACCGUCGGAACCAAGGGCAUCGGCGCGAUGAGCUCUCUCAAUGUAUGGUGGACGUUAGGUGGCACAUUUGUGCUCGUCAUUACACUCCUGGUCAAGGCACCCGUGAAGAAUACGGCAGACUUCGUUUUCACUGACUACCAGAAUUAUACUGGUUGGAGAAAUCGUGGCUUUGUUGUGCUGCUCGGCUUUCUUCAGGCCGUGUACUCUCUAGAGGGAUGCGAGACAGCUGCCCAGGUGGCCGAAGAGGCACAGCGCGCUGAAAUCCUUGCCCCGCUCGCCGUCGUAGGAUCCGUCGUAGGGUCAUGGCUCAUCGGCCUCGCGUACAUGCUCGCGCUGCUUUUUUCUGUACAGAGCAUCGCACGCGUCCAGGAGACGACGUACGCACUCCCUAUCACGCAGCUCUUCUACGAUGCAGUCGGCCAGCGACUGACGCUCAUGUGCGUCUCCGUCAUCGCGAUCUCGCAGUUCAUGGCCGCCGUGACGGGAUUCACCGCAAGCUCGAGGCUAUUCUACGCGCUUAGCCGGGACAACGCAUUCCCGAUGAAAGAACGUUUCAUGCGGCUAAAUCGCUUUCAGGCGCCAUAUUGGGGUGUGUGGCUAUCAGUAAUUUUGGGAUGUAUUAUCUCCUGCGCGUACAUUGGGUCUGUUGUGGCGUUCAAUGCGAUUCUAUCCUCUGCAGCCGUUGCAGUCAUGCUCAGCUACCUUCAGCCUAUCCUGAUACGUGUCUUCUGGCCCUCGACUAGCCUGCCUGAGCGAGGCCCGUUCAAUCUAGGUCGUUGGUCUUGGGCAGUGAACUUCGCGAGCUUCUUGUUCUCUGUGUUCAUCUGCGUGCUCUUCAUUCUCCCAACUUCAUAUCCGGUAAACGCGCUAAAUAUGAACUAUGCGAUUGUGGCGAUUGGCGGGGUCAUCGUCUUGGUCGGUCUUUGUUGGCUGUUCUGGGGACGUUACCGCUUUACAGGGCCCGUAAAAACACUGACGCAAGUUGCCGAGCAGACUUCUUCCAAGUACGAGUAACAAACGGAAUCAAGGGAAGUUGGUCAACCUAGAUACGUUAU
Messenger RNA from Postia placenta MAD-698-R-SB12, 1846 nucleotides. RefSeq lists its product as hypothetical. The record is from RefSeq and is a predicted model, not a curated record. Lineage: Eukaryota; Fungi; Basidiomycota; Agaricomycetes; Polyporales; Adustoporiaceae. Gene Ontology annotation, biological process: transmembrane transport; amino acid transport. The coding region runs from base 246 to 1805 and encodes 519 amino acids. Gene Ontology annotation, cellular component: membrane. The transcript is spliced from 12 exons. Gene Ontology annotation, molecular function: transmembrane transporter activity.